GGCUGUGCUGCUGAGGCGCUUCCUCGGGCUCGCCGGGUGGGAGGAGAGGAGGAGGAGGAGGUGGAGGAGGAGGAGGCAGAGAGGGUGGAGAGAGAAAGCCACGCCGAGAGGAGGUGUGGGUGUUCCGCUUCCAUCCUAACGGAACGAGCUCCCGCUUCGCAGCAUGGGAUUACCCGGCGGCUGCUGACCCCGCUCCUCACCCUGCGCCCCGAAACCGCCGUGGCUCCCCGGGCAGCAAGGAGCUGACUGCUGCGCGCAGGACUCGCACCCCUGGCGGGACACGUUCUGGCAGCGGAGUGCCUGACGGGGGUCAGGCUUUUCGAGAAAGACAUGUCUGACAAGAUGUCGAGUUUCCUGCACAUCGGGGACAUAUGCUCCCUGUACGCGGAGGGAUCGACAAAUGGAUUCAUCAGCACGUUGGGGCUGGUCGACGAUCGCUGUGUUGUGCAGCCGGAAACUGGAGACCUAAACAAUCCGCCCAAGAAGUUCAGAGACUGCCUGUUCCGGCUCUGCCCCAUGAACCGCUACUCCGCGCAGAAGCAGUUCUGGAAGGCGGCCAAGCCGGGCGCCAACAGCACCACGGACGCCGUGCUGCUCAACAAGCUGCACCACGCGGCCGACCUGGAGAAGAAGCAGAACGAGACGGAGAACAGGAAGCUGCUGGGGACCGUCAUCCAGUACGGCAACGUGAUCCAGCUCCUGCAUCUGAAAAGUAACAAGUACCUGACUGUGAACAAGAGGCUGCCGGCCCUGCUGGAGAAGAACGCCAUGCGAGUGACGCUGGACGAGGCGGGGAAUGAGGGCUCCUGGUUCUACAUCCAGCCCUUCUACAAGCUGCGGUCCAUCGGGGACAGUGUAAGUGCAGGUCCCAGCCCGGGGCUGCGGUCCCUCCAUCGGGGACAGUGUGAGUGUGUGUCCCAGCCCGGGGCUGCGGUCAAUUCCGUCAACUGCAACACCAGCUGGAAGGUCGUGCUGUUCAUGAAGUGGAGCGACAACAAGGAGGACAUACUCAAGGGGGUGGUCCAGCACGACCCGUGUCGGGGAGGCGCCGGGUACUGGAACAGCCUCUUCCGGUUCAAGCACCUGGCCACCGGGCACUACUUGGCCGCAGAGGCGGACCCCGACCAGGACGCCUCCCGCAGCCGGCUGCGCAACGCCCAGGAGAAGAUGGUGUACUCCCUGGUGUCCGUGCCCGAGGGCAACGACAUCUCCUCCAUCUUCGAGCUGGACCCCACCACCCUCCGCGGAGGCGACAGCCUGGUCCCCAGGAACUCCUAUGUGCGGCUCAGACACCUGUGCACCAACACCUGGGUGCACAGCACCAACAUCCCCAUCGACAAGGAGGAGGAGAAGCCUGUGAUGCUGAAGAUCGGCACCUCGCCCGUGAAGGAGGACAAGGAGGCGUUCGCCAUUGUGCCGGUCUCCCCUGCGGAGGUCCGGGACCUGGACUUCGCCAACGACGCCAGCAAGGUGCUGGGCUCCAUCGCAGGGAAGCUGGAGAAGGGCACCAUCACGCAGAACGAGAGGAGGUCGGUGACCAAGCUGCUCGAAGACUUGGUGUACUUCGUCACCGGGGGGACCAACUCCGGUCAGGACGUGCUGGAGGUGGUCUUCUCCAAGCCCAACCGCGAGCGGCAGAAGCUGAUGCGGGAGCAGAACAUCCUCAAGCAGAUCUUCAAGUUGCUGCAGGCCCCGUUCACAGACUGCGGGGACGGCCCGAUGCUGCGGCUGGAGGAGCUGGGCGACCAGCGGCACGCCCCGUUCCGGCACAUCUGCCGGCUCUGCUACCGGGUCCUCCGGCACUCGCAGCAGGACUACAGGAAGAACCAGGGAGUGAGCUGCCCGGGCGCCCCCGGGUUCGGCUUCAUGCAGAAGCAGAUCGGCUACGACGUGCUGGCGGAGGACACCAUCACCGCCCUGCUGCACAACAACCGGAAGCUGCUGGAGAAGCACAUCACGGCGGCCGAGAUCGACACCUUCCUCUCUCUCUCCCGCAGGUUCUUAGACUACCUGUCCGACCUGUGUGUGUCCAUGAACAAGUCCAUCCCGGUGACCCAGGAGCUCAUCUGCAAAGCGGUGCUCAACCCAACCAACGCCGACAUCCUGAUCGAGACCAAGCUGGUCCUUUCCCGCUUCGAGUUCGAAGGGGUGUCCUCGGGGGAGAGUGCGCUGGAGGCGGGUGAGGACGAGGAGGAGGUGUGGCUGUUCUGGAGGGACAGCAGCAAGGAGACCCGCAGCAAGAGCGUGCGGGAGCUGGCGCAGGACGCCAAGGAGGGCCAGAAGGAGGACCGCGACGUGCUCAGCUACUACCGGUACCAGCUGAACCUCUUCGCCAGGAUGUGUCUGGACCGCCAGUACCUGGCCAUCAACGAGAUCUCCGGCCAGCUGGACGUGGACCUCAUUCUGCGCUGCAUGUCGGACGAGAACCUGCCCUACGACCUACGGGCCUCCUUCUGCCGCCUCAUGCUCCACAUGCACGUGGACCGAGACCCGCAGGAGCAGGUCACGCCCGUGAAGUACGCCCGCCUCUGGUCCGAGAUCCCAUCGGAGAUCGCCAUUGACGACUAUGACAGCAACGGGGCCUCCAAAGAUGAGAUUAAGGAGCGGUUCGCGCAGACCAUGGAGUUUGUGGAGGAGUACCUCCGAGACGUGGUGUGCCAGAGGUUCCCUUUCUCGGAUAAGGAGAAGAACAAGCUGACGUUCGAGGUUGUGAACUUAGCGAGGAAUCUCAUCUACUUUGGUUUCUACAACUUCUCUGACCUCCUGCGAUUGACCAAAAUCCUCCUGGCCAUCCUGGACUGCGUGCACGUGACCACCAUCUUCCCCAUCAGCAAGAUGGCGAAGGGAGAAGAGAACAAAGGCAGCAACGUGAUGCGGUCCAUCCACGGGGUCGGGGAGCUGAUGACCCAGGUGGUGCUGCGAGGAGGGGGCUUCUUGCCCGUGACCCCCAUGGCCGCCGCCCCCGAAGGCAACGUGAAGCAGGCGGAGCCAGAGAAGGAGGACAUCAUGGUGAUGGACACCAAGCUGAAGAUCAUCGAGAUCCUGCAGUUUAUCUUGAACGUGAGGCUGGACUACAGGAUCUCCUGCCUCCUGUGCAUAUUUAAGCGCGAGUUCGACGAGAGCAAUUCCCAGACGUCGGAGGCGUCCUCGGGCAGCAGCAGCCAGGAGGCGCCCGGCAGCGUGCCCGGCGCUCUGGACUUUGAACACAUUGAGGAGCAAGCGGAGGGCAUCUUCGGAGGAAGUGAGGAGAACACCCCGCUGGACCUGGACGACCACGGCGGCAGGACCUUCCUCCGGGUCCUGCUGCACCUGACGAUGCACGACUACCCGCCCCUGGUGUCGGGGGCCCUGCAGCUGCUCUUCCGGCACUUCAGCCAGCGGCAGGAGGUGCUGCAGGCCUUCAAGCAGGUUCAACUGCUGGUUACCAGUCAGGACGUGGACAACUACAAGCAGAUCAAGCAGGACCUGGACCAGCUGAGGUCCAUCGUGGAGAAGUCCGAGCUCUGGGUGUACAAGGGGCAGGGCCCCGACGAGGCCAUGGACGGCGCGUCUGGGGAAAACGAGCACAAGAAGGCGGAGGAGGGGAACAACAAGGCCCCGAAGCACGAGAGCACGAGCAGCUACAACUACAGGGUCGUCAAGGAGGUGAGUGCCAGCGUGCGCAAGAGCCGGAAGCAGCAGCAGCGGCUGCUCAGGAACAUGAGCGCGCACGCCGUGGUGCUGGAGCUGCUGCAGAUCCCCUACGAGAAGGCCGAGGACACCAAGAUGCAGGAGAUCAUGCGGCUGGCACACGAGUUCCUGCAGAACUUCUGCGCGGGCAACCAGCAGAACCAGGCCCUGCUGCACAAGCACAUAAACCUGUUCCUCAACCCGGGGAUCCUGGAGGCGGUGACCAUGCAGCACAUCUUCAUGAACAACUUCCAGCUCUGCAGCGAGAUCAACGAGCGGGUGGUCCAGCACUUCGUGCACUGCAUCGAGACGCACGGCCGCAACGUGCAGUACAUCAAGUUCCUGCAGACCAUCGUCAAGGCCGAAGGGAAGUUCAUCAAGAAGUGCCAGGACAUGGUCAUGGCCGAGCUGGUGAACUCCGGCGAGGACGUGCUCGUGUUCUACAACGACCGGGCCUCCUUCCAGACGCUGAUCCAGAUGAUGCGGUCGGAGCGGGACCGCAUGGACGAGAACAGCCCGCUCAUGUACCACAUCCACCUGGUGGAGCUGCUGGCCGUGUGCACCGAGGGCAAGAACGUCUACACCGAGAUCAAGUGCAACUCCCUGCUGCCCCUGGACGACAUCGUGCGCGUGGUGACCCACGAGGACUGCAUCCCCGAGGUCGAGAUCGCCUACAUCAACUUCCUGAACCACUGCUACGUGGACACCGAGGUGGAGAUGAAGGAGAUCUACACCAGCAACCACAUGUGGAAGCUGUUCGAGAAUUUCCUCGUGGACAUCUGCAGGGCCUGCAACAACACGAGUGACCGGCGGCACGCGGACUCCAUCCUGGAGAAGUACGUGACCGAGAUCGUCAUGAGCAUCGUGACCACGUUCUUCAGCUCCCCCUUCUCCGACCAGAGCACCACGCUGCAGACCCGCCAGCCGGUCUUCGUGCAGCUGCUGCAGGGCGUGUUCCGCGUCUACCACUGCAACUGGCUGGCGCCCGGCCAGAAGGCCUCGGUGGAGGGCUGCAUCCGCGUGCUCUCCGACGUGGGUAAGACGCGGUUCAGGCCCCACGUCUCACCCUCGGUGCUGGCCGCCUCCAGGGACUACCGCAACAUCAUCGAGAGGCUGCAGGACAUCGUCUCGGCGCUGGAGGACCGGCUGCGGCCGCUGGUGCAGGCCGAGCUGUCGGUGCUGGUGGACGUGCUGCACCGGCCGGAGCUGCUCUUCCCGGAGAACACGGACGCCCGGAGGAAGUGCGAGAGCGGGGGCUUCAUCUGCAAGCUGAUAAAACACACCAAACAGCUGCUGGAGGAGAACGAGGAGAAGCUGUGCAUUAAGGUCCUGCAGACGCUGCGGGAGAUGAUGACCAAGGACCGCGGCUACGGCGAGAAGCUCAUUUCCAUUGAUGAACUGGAGAACGCCGAGCUGCCACAGGCCCCGGACCCCGAGAGCUCCACAGAGGAGGCCGAGCCAAGUCCGCCCCUGAGGCAACUGGAGGACCAUAAACGGGGUGAGGCGCUCAGGCAAAUUUUGGUCAACCGUUACUAUGGCAACGUCAGACCUUCCGGGAGAAGAGAGAGCCUCACCAGCUUCGGCAACGGCCCGCUGUCGCCCGGAGGACCCAGCAAGCCCGGGGGCGGAGGGGGCGGCUCCGGGUCCAGCUCCAUGAGCCGCGGCGAGAUGAGCCUGGCCGAGGUCCAGUGCCACCUGGACAAGGAGGGGGCCUCCAACCUGGUCAUCGACCUCAUCAUGAACGCGUCCAGCGACCGCGUGUUCCACGAGAGCAUCCUCCUGGCCAUCGCCCUUCUGGAAGGAGGCAACACCACCAUACAGCACUCCUUCUUCUGCCGGCUGACGGAAGACAAGAAGUCGGAGAGAUUCUUCAAGGUCUUCUACGACCGCAUGAAGGUGGCCCAGCAGGAAAUCAAGGCCACGGUGACGGUGAACACGAGCGACUUGGGAAACAAAAAGAAAGACGAGGAGACGGACAGGGACGCCCCUUCCCGGAAGAAAGCCAAAGAGCCCUCGACGCAGAUCACGGAGGAGGCCCGCGACCAGCUCCUGGAGGCCUCGGCCGCCACCAGGAAGGCCUUCACCGCCUUCCGGAGAGAGGCCGACCCCGACGACCACUACCAGUCCGGGGAGGGCGCGCAGGCCGCGGCCGACAAGCCCAAGGACGAGCUGGAGAUGAGCGCGGUCAUCACCAUCAUGCAGCCCAUCCUGCGCUUCCUGCAGCUGCUGUGCGAGAACCACAACCGGGACCUGCAGAACUUCCUCCGCUGCCAGAACAACAAGACCAACUACAACCUGGUGUGCGAGACGCUCGGCUCGUGCAUCUGCGGCAGCACCACGGGCGGCCUGGGGCUGCUCGGCCUCUACAUCAACGAGAAGAACGUGGCACUCAUCAACCAGACGCUGGAGAGCCUGACCGAGUACUGCCAGGGGCCCUGCCACGAGAACCAGAACUGCAUCGCCACCCACGAGUCCAACGGCAUCGACAUCAUCACGGCCCUGAUCCUGAACGACAUCAACCCGCUGGGGAAGAAGCGGAUGGACCUGGUGCUGGAGCUGAAGAACAACGCCUCCAAGCUGCUGCUGGCCAUCAUGGAGAGCAGGCACGACAGCGAGAACGCCGAGCGCAUCCUCUACAACAUGCGGCCCAAGGAGCUGGUGGAGGUGAUCAAGAAGGCCUACCUGCAGGGGGAGGGGGAGGAGGAGCCAGAGGAGGGCGAGAACGAGGAGAACGGCGAGGACGGAGCGGCCUCCCCCCGGAACGUGGGCCACAACAUCUACAUAUUAGCUCAUCAGCUGGCGCGGCACAACAAGGAGCUGCAGAGCAUGCUGAAGCCGGGGGGCCAGGUGGACGGGGACGAGGCCCUGGAGUUCUACGCCAAGCACACGGCCCAGAUCGAGAUCGUCCGGCUGGACCGCACCAUGGAGCAGAUCGUCUUCCCGGUGCCCAGCAUCUGCGAGUUCCUCACCAAGGAGUCCAAGCUGCGCAUCUACUACACCACCGAGCGCGACGAGCAGGGCAGCAAGAUCAACGACUUCUUCCUGCGCUCGGAGGACCUCUUCAACGAGAUGAACUGGCAGAAGAAGCUGCGAGCCCAGCCCGUGCUGUACUGGUGCGCCCGCAACAUGUCCUUCUGGAGCAGCAUCUCCUUCAACCUGGCCGUGCUCAUGAACCUGCUCGUGGCCUUCUUCUACCCGUUCCGCGGCGCCCGGGGAGGGACGCUGGAGCCGCACUGGUCGGGGCUGCUGUGGACGGCCAUGCUCGUCUCGCUGGCCAUUGUCAUCGCGCUCCCCAAGCCCCACGGCAUCCGGGCGCUGAUCGCGUCCACGAUCCUGCGGCUCAUCUUCUCCGUGGGGCUGCAGCCCACGCUCUUCCUCCUGGGCGCUUUCAACGUCUGCAACAAGAUCAUCUUCCUGAUGAGCUUCGUGGGCAACUGCGGCACGUUCACGCGGGGCUACCGCGCCAUGGUGCUGGACGUGGAGUUCCUCUACCACCUGCUGUACCUGCUCAUCUGCGCCCUCGGGCUCUUCGUGCACGAGUUCUUCUACAGCCUGCUGCUCUUUGACCUGGUGUACAGAGAGGAGACCCUGCUCAACGUCAUCAAGAGCGUCACCCGCAACGGGCGCUCCAUCAUCCUGACGGCAGUGCUGGCGCUGAUCCUGGUCUACCUCUUCUCCAUCGUGGGCUACCUCUUCUUCAAGGCCGACUUCCUGCUGGAGGUGGACCCGCUGCCCAACGACACCGCCCUCCCAGAGGCCGGCGAGAGCUUGGCCAGCGAGUUCCUGUUCUCGGACGUGUGCAGGGUGGGGUCUGGGGAGAACUGCUCCUCUCCUGCACCCCAGGAAGCGCUGCUCCCGGCCGAGGAGCCGGAGCAGGACAAGGAGCACACGUGCGAGACCCUACUGAUGUGCAUCGUCACCGUGCUGAGCCACGGGCUGCGGAGCGGCGGCGGCGUGGGCGACGUGCUCAGGAAGCCGUCCAAAGAGGAGCCCCUGUUCGCCGCCCGCGUCAUCUACGACCUGCUCUUCUUCUUCAUGGUCAUCAUCAUCGUGCUGAACCUCAUCUUCGGGGUCAUCAUCGACACCUUCGCCGACCUGAGGAGCGAGAAGCAGAAGAAAGAGGAGAUCCUCAAGACCACGUGCUUCAUCUGCGGCUUGGAAAGGGACAAGUUUGACAACAAGACGGUCACCUUCGAGGAGCACAUCAAGGAGGAGCACAACAUGUGGCACUACCUGUGCUUCAUCGUCCUGGUGAAGGUGAAGGACUCCACGGAGUACACAGGCCCCGAGAGCUACGUGGCCGAGAUGAUCCAGGAGAGAAACCUCGACUGGUUCCCCCGGAUGAGAGCCAUGUCCCUGGUCAGCAGCGACUCGGAGGGCGAGCAGAACGAGCUGCGGAACCUGCAGGAGAAGCUCGAGUCCACCAUGAAGCUCGUCUCCAACCUCUCGGGCCAGCUGUCCGAGCUCAAGGACCAGAUGACAGAACAGAGGAAGCAGAAGCAGCGGAUCGGCCUCCUGGGACACCCUCCGCACAUGAACGCCAACCCCCAGCAGCCCGCGUGAGCGCCGGGGCGGCCGACUCGCCUCCCUGACCCCCGGCGUGGGGGCGGCGCGUCCCCACUCGCCCCGCGCGGCUCCGGCUGCGCCGAGGGCGUCUGUAAAUACUCCGUUUAUACUGGAUGUACAUGAUCGCUACUCUCGAGGUUGGAUGUACGUAUUGUAAUUAGAAUUGGCACGGUGACCUUUCAUUUGUGCCAAAAUAUAUUAAAAAUGCCUUUUUUGGAAAGGACUACAGAAAGCACCUGAUUUGCACUUGAACCAGAGUAUAGAUUUAAAGCUAUAGGACAUGUAUUUUGUAUUUAAAUCUAGAAUAGCCAGUAUUUAUGUUUUUUAUAAACUGUGCAAUACGGUUACGCGAUCACAGUGACUCUGUAGCCCCCGAGCGUCCCGGAGGGAGCCCGCGUCGUAGAAGCUGGCGUGUUCAUAUUAUGUGAUAAAUGUCUAACGAUGCUGCUGCCAAAAUGUAGUGCCGGGGCGCGCAGGCCUGGGCGGCUGUGCCACGGAGGCUCCUGUGGGGACACCGUUGGCCGUCACUGGUGGCGUCGGCGCCCCAAGCCUCCGAAGCGGCAAGUCCGCCUUCGUUUUAAGAGGAGCAACUUCAGCUUCAAAGAUCCUUUUAAGCUUCCAAAUGGAUCGUUUAAACUAUUUCUUUGCCUAAGAGCUAAACUAGAGGCUCAGACGUUAGCUUGUGAAGUUAAUAGACUUCCUUAAAGGGGUCAAUGCAUCCCGCUGGCCAAUCGAUGUCCGCUCCUGGCGAAUGUUGGUGUCGUGCUAUAAAACACGCCAUCGAUGGUCCCUAGAUUAUCUAGUCCCAACGGUAGGUGGUUUUUCCCUUCAUCUGAACCUACGUGCUGCGGGAGCUGCGAGGUGUUGCCAUACAGAGAGAUGAAGGGGCUCGUCCCGUGAGAGCUCCGCGCUGAACACUGACACGUGGUUCUUGUGAAAGAGCCUCGUUUGGGUUUUCUUUCUUUGUCACAUGGAUUCUCCUGCGGGUGGAUGGAGAGUGUGAGAGGAGACUGUUGCUGAGUUUUGUACCUGGAUCUCAUUUUACAAGAGACUCUUCUGCAAAAAAAAAGUUUUAAAAAUGUGUUGAAAGCAGAUGUCUAGCGAGUGACGUCUGUAAAUGCCUGUGUGAGGAUAAAUAUUUAAUAAACGAUGCAGACCAUGGA
Messenger RNA from Myotis brandtii (Brandt's bat), 9398 nucleotides. RefSeq names its product inositol 1,4,5-trisphosphate receptor, type 1 (gene ITPR1). The coding region runs from base 331 to 8232 and encodes 2633 amino acids. Gene Ontology annotation, cellular component: membrane; endoplasmic reticulum. The transcript is spliced from 60 exons. NCBI's taxonomy places the organism in Eukaryota, Metazoa, Chordata, Mammalia, Chiroptera, Vespertilionidae. Gene Ontology annotation, biological process: calcium ion transmembrane transport. The record is from RefSeq and is a predicted model, not a curated record. Gene Ontology annotation, molecular function: inositol 1,4,5-trisphosphate-gated calcium channel activity; inositol 1,4,5 trisphosphate binding.